Molecule: messenger RNA, 2830 nt
Organism: Pseudogymnoascus destructans
Lineage: Eukaryota; Fungi; Ascomycota; Leotiomycetes; Thelebolales; Thelebolaceae
Exons: 2
Coding region: 54-2444 (796 amino acids)
Biological process (GO): rescue of stalled cytosolic ribosome; protein ubiquitination
Molecular function (GO): ribosome binding; ubiquitin protein ligase activity
Source: RefSeq, a predicted model, not a curated record
ACAUGUAAUAUUUAUAUCAAAGAUUGUGCAGUACGGCAAGGAGAAAUAUUAUUAUGGCGGACGCAAACGCCACUCGUCCGGAGUCCGCCCAGACUGCCCCACCACGAGCACCCCGAGCAGAUAACGCCAGGGGAGGAAGAGGCGGCAGAAGAGGACGAGGAGGAAUGGCAAACAAUGAAGGAGAAGGAACAGCAGACAAUAACCAAAAUGAAGGUAAAGCGCCCCGGCGGGGGAGAGGAGGCAACAGCACAGUAACGCCCGCCGAUCUAGCUACACGAUUUGCGCAGAAAGCAACGGUAGCAGAGGUGCCAGCUGCGGCGUCUCCAAGGACAUUGGAGGCGAAAGAUGAAGAGGAGGAUGUCGAUGCGGAGGUGUGCUUUAUUUGCGCGUCGCCCGUUGUCCACAAUGCCGUUGCGCCUUGCAAUCACAGAACAUGUCAUAUCUGUGCACUGCGGAUGCGAGCCCUCUAUAAAACGAAAGACUGCGCUCAUUGUAGAACUGAGGCACAAUAUGUCAUCUUCACCGAUGAUGCAACGAAACGAUUCGAGGACUAUGCUGAGCGAGAUUUCGCAAGCACGGAUCACAAUAUCGGCAUCAAAUACCAGACCCAAGAGAUAAUGGGCGACUCACUUAUCCUUCUGCACUACAACUGUCCAGAGCCAGCGUGCGAUAUUGCCUGUCGCGCAUGGCCAGAAUUGCACCGCCACGUAAGGGGUACUCACCACAAGAAGAUGUGUGAUCUCUGCACAAGGCAUAAGAAAGUCUUUACGCACGAGCACGAUUUAUUUACGGACAAAGAGUUACAGAUGCAUAUGUCCAAGGGGGAUGACAACCCAGGCGCCAAGGACCAAAGUGGCUUCAAGGGCCACCCGCUGUGUAGCUUCUGUGGGCAGAGGUUUUAUGGGGAUGACGAGCUCUAUGUGCAUUGUCGGCAAAAGCAUGAGAGAUGCUUCUUGUGCGACAGGGCAGACAGCCGGAAUCCCCACUACUACGUCAACUACGAGUCUCUAGAGGGCCAUUUUAAGAAGGACCAUUAUAUGUGUAUGGAGCGAGAGUGCCAGGAGAAGAAGUUUAUCGUAUUUUCGUCCGAGAUGGAUCUCAAGGCACAUCAACUGGAGGAGCAUGCCAAUACUUUGUCAAAAGAUGUAAGGCGAGAUGCUAGAGUUGUCGACCUGUCGUCGUUCGACUACAGGGCACCAUACUACCAGGAAAGACGUGGAGGAGAGAGCCAGAGGGAAUCACGGAAUCGUGGGCGAGGGAGGGACCCAAAUGCGGAACCAAUCCCAGCAUCAACUGCACAACCACUGCGUAGAGACGAACAAGCUUUCCAACGGCAAAUGGCAAUCCAGAGUGCACAGUCAGUAACAACACGCACGUUUGGCGGACAACUGACUGCGCCAACUCCGGCUCAAUCAGCAGCAGCAACGUCAGGACGUAACACUGGUGCCACCAACUCAUCACGUUCAUCUACAACAUCGCGAACGGCCCCAGCAGCACAACCCCAAGCCCCUGCCGUCGCCGAGGCCGAUCUCUCACCACAAGAGCAAGCCCGCCGCCAACACCACAUGUCCGUCAUCUCCAAAGCAACCCAGCUGCUCAACAACGACAACCUCAAAAUCACCCAAUUCCGCAACGCCCUCUCCUCCUACCGCUCCAACGCUAUCUCCGCCUCCGCCCUCAUCGACAUCUUCUUCGCCCUCUUCUCCGACACCUCCAGCUCCGCGCUCGGCACCCUCAUCCGCGACGUCGCAGACCUCUACGAAGACGUCAAGAAGGCAGAGGGCAUCCGCACCGCCUGGAACGACUGGCGCGCAAUCAACGAGGACUACCCCUCCCUCCCCGGCCCCAGCGGCAUGACCGACAGCGCCAGCGUAGGCUGGGCAGGCGUCACCGCAUCAAUGCCACCGAACGUCACCAUCGCCCCUGCCAAGUCCUCUCGUGUUCUGAAACUCAAAUCUUUGACUCAGCAGUCCUCGCGCUCGAGUCAGAGCAGGAACGGGACGUGGACUAAUACCGCUACGCCGAGUAGCUCGAGGAGCGAAUCUGCGUUCCCGACUCUCCCGCCGCCGCCGUCGUCGUCCGUGCAGCCGACGCCGAGGGUGACGACGGUGCCGUGGAAGCCGUCAUCUGGCAACGCGAGUUCUUCACAAAGCACUCCCCGCGCUACACCCCCGUCCUCGCGUCCGGCAUCUCGCGUAGCCGGUGGUCGUGGCGGAGCUACUGGUGGCAACUUCCCAUCGUUACCUCCAGCGCCAAAACCCGUAAGCACGAUCUUCGGAUACGGCCGCGGAAUGGUCCGGCGUGAUACUGGGCAGGGAAGCGGCGCCGGGGCGAGUGCAUGGGGAGCGUCGCAGGCGGAGGAGGUGCGGCAGCAGCAGGAAGAGCAGGGGGGGAAGAAGAAGGGGAAUAAAGGGAGGAAACAGGUUCUUGUGGCGUGGGGAUAGAUGGGUAGUUUCAGUGUGUGCGAGUUUAUUGUUUAGCGUGGGAAAAGUGAUGAUUGGAUGAUACACGCAUAGCGAAGGGGUUUUGCGUUAUUAUAGAUUUCUGAUGUUAAGAUUUUACUCGUGCUGUUCUGAAGAUAUCAGAGACUCAGUGUUCAAGUUAGAAUUCGGAGAGUCCAAAUGGGCUCCAAUAUAUAUUUGUUGAGCCUUAAGCCUCCUCUCCUAGACAUGCAAUCAGAAUACUGGUUAAUAUACAGCUAGCUAGCUAGUCACUAUUUUUCCUUCUGAUGCAAAUUCUGACUCCAGGUAUUACCCAUCACCUCCCCAUCAUUGCGCCCUAAACGCCUUCAAGCACACAGUUCAAUCCCAUCAACGCCACUAUCCCCACA